Messenger RNA from Ochotona curzoniae (black-lipped pika), 4238 nucleotides. RefSeq names its product RNA guanylyltransferase and 5'-phosphatase (gene RNGTT). Gene Ontology annotation, molecular function: mRNA guanylyltransferase activity; protein tyrosine/serine/threonine phosphatase activity; ATP binding. Bases 171 to 1964 code for a protein of 597 amino acids. Gene Ontology annotation, biological process: 7-methylguanosine mRNA capping; protein dephosphorylation. The record is from RefSeq and is a predicted model, not a curated record. The transcript has 16 exons. NCBI's taxonomy places the organism in Eukaryota, Metazoa, Chordata, Mammalia, Lagomorpha, Ochotonidae.
GAAUGAAAGUGGCGCGCGGCCCCUGACGGUCCCGGCCGGGAGCGGCCGGCGUUCGCAUCGCGCUCGGCGUUCGGGUGCCGCCGGCCUCCGGUGGGGAUCGGACGGCGGGGAGGCGGCGGUCGAGGCGCGGCGGGCGUCCGACAGGCGGAGCGCACUGCACGGCCCGAGACAUGGCUCAAAACAAGAUCCCGCCGCGGUGGCUCAACUGUCCGCGGCGCGGCCAGCCGGUUGCAGGAAGAUUCUUGCCUUUGAAGACAAUGUUGGGACCAAGAUACGAUAGUCAAGUUGCUGAAGAAAAUCGAUUCCAUCCCAGCAUGCUCUCAAAUUAUCUCAAGAGUCUAAAGGUUAAAAUGAGCUUAUUGGUAGACUUGACAAAUACUUCAAGAUUCUAUGAUAGGAAUGACAUAGAAAAAGAAGGAAUUGCAUAUAUAAAACUUCAGUGUAAAGGACAUGGUGAGUGCCCUACAACCGAGGUUACAAAUACAUUUAUUCGUCUGUGUGAGCGGUUUCAUGACAGAACUCCACCCGAACUUAUCGGUGUUCAUUGUACCCACGGUUUCAAUCGCACUGGCUUCCUCAUAUGUGCCUUUUUGGUGGAGAAAAUGGAUUGGAGUAUUGAAGCAGCAGUUGCUACUUUCGCCCAAGCCAGACCACCAGGAAUCUAUAAGGGUGAUUAUUUGAAGGAACUCUUUCGGCGCUAUGGUGAUAUAGAAGAAGCACCACCCCCACCUCUGUUGCCAGAUUGGUGUUUUGAAGAUGAUGAAGAUGAAGAUGAGGAAGAGGAUGGAAAAAAGGAAUCAGAACCUGGAUCAAGUGCUUCCUUUGGCAAAAGGAGAAAAGAACGGUUGAAACUGGGUGCUAUUUUCUUGGAAGGUAUAACUGUGAAAGGUGUGACUCAAGUAACAACUCAACCAAAGUUAGGAGAGGUACAACAGAAGUGUCAUCAAUUCUGUGGCUGGGAAGGGUCUGGAUUCCCUGGAGCACAGCCCGUUUCCAUGGACAAGCAAAAUAUUAAACUUUUAGAGCAGAAGCCAUAUAAAGUAAGCUGGAAAGCAGAUGGUACUCGUUACAUGAUGUUGAUUGAUGGCACAAAUGAAGUUUUUAUGAUUGAUAGAGAUAAUUCAGUGUUUCAUGUUUCAAAUCUGGAAUUUCCAUUUCGGAAAGAUCUUCGAAUACAUUUAUCAAAUACUCUUUUGGAUGGGGAGAUGAUUAUUGACAGAGUAAAUGGACAGGCUGUUCCUAGAUAUUUGAUAUAUGACAUCAUUAAGUUCAAUGCACAACCAGUUGGAGAUUGCGAUUUUAAUAUCCGUUUGCAGUGUAUAGAACGAGAAAUUAUAAAUCCUCGGCAUGAAAAAAUGAAGACCGGACUCAUUGACAAAACACAGGAACCAUUCAGUGUCAGAAAUAAGCCAUUUUUUGACAUUCAUACUUCAAGAAAGCUGCUUGAAGGAAAUUUUGCCAAAGAAGUCAGUCAUGAAAUGGAUGGACUUAUAUUUCAGCCCAUCGGGAAGUAUAAACCUGGUCGGUGUGAUGAUAUUUUGAAGUGGAAACCUCCCAGUUUGAAUUCUGUGGAUUUUCGCCUGAAAAUAACAAGAAUGGGAGGAGAAGGGUUACUUCCUCAGAAUUUUGGUCUUCUCUAUGUUGGAGGCUACGAAAGACCUUUUGCACAAAUCAAGGUGACAAAAGAGCUAAAACAGUAUGACAACAAAAUCAUAGAAUGCAAAUUUGAGAAUAACAGCUGGGUCUUCAUGAGACAGAGAACAGACAAAAGUUUUCCUAAUGCCUAUAACACUGCCAUGGCUGUGUGCAAUAGCAUCUCAAACCCUGUCACCAAGGAGAUGCUGUUUGAGUUCAUCGACAGAUGUGCUGCAGCUUUUCAAGGACAGAAGCGAAAGCAUCAUCUGGACCCCGACGCAGAGCUCAUGCCCCCACCGCCUCCCAAAAGACCGCGCCCUGCCACCUAAGACCUGCCUUGACUUCAGGGUUAAGAGCAGACAGGAGUGAGAAAAAAAAUUCCUGUUGUUUAUUAUUAUUAUUAUUUUUGCAACUAAAAGGGUUCAGAAAUGAGUGUGGCUUGAUACUGAUAGACAGUUUAGUUUUUCUUAAGAUAUUGUAGCCGACCUGUAAAUAUUUGAUGCGUUUGUUUUUCUAGUGCUGCAGUGCAUCAUAGACUUAAACAUUUUAUUUAUAUCCAAUGAACUCAGCCUUACCUUAUGACAUCUGAAGAUUGAAAUAUCCAAAGGUUUAACCAAGAUUGAAAUCAAUGAACAAGAGGCCUUGUUUAUAUAUAUGGAUACUUUUCCCAUUUAAUUUAUAGGUUAGCAAUCUGGAACUGUGAGCACAUCCGAAAAAAAAAUAUUUUUUAGAAGUUGUAUCAACUAUGAAAAAUUUUCCUUUUAAAAAAUGUGGGCAAUGGCAUUAAACAUUCUUGCUAUCAUUAUCAUGGAUUUUCUAUAUUUCUGAGAUUCCUGUAUUCAAAUGCAAAUGACAAGGUUGUUAAGUUUUGUACUAUACUAAACAACUUGGUGUGGUUUCUUUUAUUUCAAGGUUUUUGUGGUGGGGAGAAUGAAAAAGUUAAAAAAAAUAAUACUCCAUUUUUGCGAACUGCAUCGUUUCUAAAGGAAGUAUUUUGAGUGUUUUUGUCUUGUUUAAACUACAGUGUCAGAUAUCCAGCAUGUUUAUUCAGGCAACAUUUUGAGUUCCUUCGUGGAGCCUGUUGUUCACCACCCAGUCCUUUAUGUUUUUCUCUUGGGAAGCUUUUUCAUUUCUUAAAUGCCAGAGCAACUUCUGCUUCACCUCAAAGAUAUCCACACAUCAUAAGUUACCUUGGAACACACACAACUCACUGUGAUCCACCAGCAGCAUGAGACACAAUGUUGUGAUGGUUCCCUCAGCAAAGGAAACUGCAAACAGCAAAGGAAAUACCAGCUACAGUCCUUUGAUAAGAAGGGUGUGUCACAGUAUCGAAUGUGGUCCUGAGCAAAUGCUCUCCCACUGCUGGGCAAACACAGAGGGAAAGCCUCAACAUUGAUAGAAAUGAAACAUCAAGGAAAUACAGAUCCUUGUUUGCAAAGCCAUAAUUCCAUCAAUGUUCUAUUCUGGGGAUGUUCUAUUAGACAUCUGAAUUUUAAAAUGUUUAUCAAUAGGUAAUGGACCUGAGAGGGCAGCCAGCUGGUCGUGUGCCAUUGUUGGGAGACUGUUCUGACUGGUUUGUGAAGAAACUCUACAGAGUUAACUGACUACUGGCUAAUGUGUUUAUUUUUUAGGGGUGCAGGUUUUACAUGUGUAUGUAUCUAAAAGACUUUCAUGAUAUGAAUUUUAUAACUGUGCAUGCACAUACCUGUAAAUAUGUGCAGCAGUGUAUCUUCUGCUGAUGCAGUCAGACAUGAAAAUCCAAAUGGGUUCCCUAGUGGACGGAAUGUGACAAGGACUUCUCUCCAUAGCUCAGAUUUACCAAAAUUAUUGAUAGUUGCCUGUCUUCUUUUUUUUUUUUCCUUUUAGUUUCCUCCUGUAAUGCUUUUCUAUUUAAAAUAGCAGGGUCAGGAUUAGGCUCUUUUCCUUUGCUGCUCCCAAGUACCAUAAUGUGUGGUGAAUUCAUCUAAAACAUCCUUUCGGUGUGUUUCUCCCAGAACGCUUGGUGUGUUUGGACACUAAAGGGAUGGAAGCACAUGACAGGCACGAGGACUACUGAGAGAGGAAACUUCUCAAGAUCCCAUAGUGUCUUACGCAGUGGAUCUGAAAAACGCCUAUGCAACCCUCCCAGUAGUCUGACGCCUGCUUCCCCGGGGCCGGUGACUUGGCACACACACUGCUGGCUCCAGACCUGGGCAGAGGCAGGGCCCUCUUGCAGAUAUAUAAAAGCAAGCCUUGCCAGUGAUCUCUAAUGGAGUUAAAUGUUUAUGGUAAUUGUAACCUUUUAAAUGAGUUAUGUGAAAAGAGCAUCUCAUUUUUUAUAUACCCAGGUAUUUUUUCCCUUGUCUUUGUGCAUUUUAGGAAAACUUAACUGUCUUAAUUUAUCCUUUCCUUUCAAUGACAGUGAAGUGUAAUAGCUAACCCUCUAAGUAGAUUCUUGUAGCCCCUGAACACCUCCCGGCAGCUGCAGUGUCCCCAGAAGUCACUUGAAAGGUCAAGGUUGGGGUGUGGUGGCAGGACUCUGCGCUGUGCGAGGAGGACACUUCCUCUUUCAGUCUGCUUCCCUGGAACACAGGCUGUUUUCAGACAGGAAUUCGAGAACUUUG